This is a messenger RNA of Penicillium maclennaniae, 1710 nucleotides long. RefSeq names its product chromatin structure-remodeling complex subunit RSC7. Bases 1 to 1710 code for a protein of 569 amino acids. Gene Ontology annotation, cellular component: nucleus. NCBI's taxonomy places the organism in Eukaryota, Fungi, Ascomycota, Eurotiomycetes, Eurotiales, Aspergillaceae. Gene Ontology annotation, molecular function: chromatin DNA binding. The transcript is spliced from 4 exons. The record is from RefSeq and is a predicted model, not a curated record.
AUGCCUCGAAGUCGCAGGGCAGCUGCCCAAGCGGCAGUCAAGUCCAUGAAGAAUGUACCUACGCUUCCCGAUGACGGAUCUGAUGAAGAUAUGAUUGAUGCGCCGCCAUCAGAUCCUUCCUCUCCUGUAGUGGAGGAUCACGAUUCGCCUGACGAUGAUCCGGAUGUCGAACCUGAGGCCGAUCCUGAGGCCGAAGUUGAAGCCCAGAAUGCGCCCGAAGAAGAGCCAACAAAUACCCCAGACGAAGCCAAGGCCGAAGAAGACGCAAGCGUUGCGACACCUGCAGCAGACGAAUCUACAAUACUCGAAGGAGAAACACCCAGCGCCAAUGCCGGCCGUCCAUCCCUUCUCCCGCGCAAACGUCGCAUUGGUCGUCCCCCAAAGAAUCGCCCUCCGGACUGGGAUGCGCCGGACGGCUCGCAGACACCGAUCCGAGUAACUACUCCGGUCAAGAGACGACGAGGUCGACCUGCUGCGAGUGGUGGACGAUGGGCCCGCAACCGUGGCCCAUCCCACCUUACUCAGUUCAGCUUCCCCCAAAUCCUCGAGGAUACCAAGGUCGAUGAGAAUGGUCGUCUGAAGGGUGGCCGCGAGUACCGUGUCCGUACUUUCACGAUUAUGAACCGUGGUGACCGCUUGUACAUGUUGUCGACGGAACCGGCGCGAUGCAUCGGCUUCCGUGACUCGUAUCUUUUCUUCCAAAAGCACAAGAUGCUCUACAAGAUCAUUAUCGAUGACGACGCAAAGCGCGAUUUAAUCGAGCGAGAUCUUAUUCCUCACUCCUACAAGGGUCGAGCCAUCGGUGUGGUUACUGCCCGCUCUGUGUUCCGCGAGUUCGGAGCCAAGAUCAUUGUGGGAGGAAAGAAAAUUAUUGACGAUUACGAUGAAGCGGCUGCUCGCGAGCGUGGUGACGUGGAGGGUGAACUUGCUGUGCCAGAAGAUAAAUUGCCUGGCCCUGGUGAGGAAUAUAACCGGAACCAGUAUGUAGCAUGGCACGGCGCGAGCAGUGUCUAUCACACAAAUGCGCCAUCGGUGCCCAUGGCCGGUGGCAAGCCCAUGGACCCUAAGAAACGACGCGUGCCGGUUACCGAUGACAACUGGAUGCUCGAACACGCUCGUGCAGCAAGCACCUUUAAUUCCAAGCUCGCUGAAAUGCGCCGUUCCACCAUGGGAGGCACAUACGACGUACACACCAACACAAUGCAAUACCCUCAGAUCAUGCAACCGACCCACUGCCGCUGGGAGCCCGUCCCACCCGCCGACCUGAUGUCUGACAUGUCCUCCCUGAGCCUCUCAAACAAAGAGUCCAGCACGCAGGCCCACGCUGACAGAACCACCACCGACCCAGCUACAUCAGGCGAGCAACCCGAGGAGGAGCGCCGAAGUAUCUUCUCCUCUGUGCCCGCCCACAUCUCUGACCGCUAUGUGGUCCAAGAUAUCAUCUACGAAUCGCCUCCGUACUCCAACAUGGGCCUCCCGGGCCCAGACGGCGAUCUGCGCAAUCUGCACCCGAACGGCCUGGCUAGCAUCGCCAACCCCACCCACCCGGAAUUCAUGUCUCCAGAAAUCGUCGCUCUGCUCCCAGAAGACGCCAAGGAGGCUCUUAUCGAUUCAGCCGCGCGCGAGGUGGAGUGGAAAUCAAAGUGGUCAACUGAGACUACCGAUGGUGCUCGCUCGCGCCCGCUCAAGAGCUAUGCGUGGGCUCCAUGA